Molecule: messenger RNA, 5261 nt
Organism: Epinephelus moara (kelp grouper)
Lineage: Eukaryota; Metazoa; Chordata; Actinopteri; Perciformes; Serranidae
Gene: smtnb
Product: smoothelin b
Exons: 21
Coding region: 317-3535 (1072 amino acids)
Biological process (GO): actin cytoskeleton organization
Cellular component (GO): filamentous actin; microtubule organizing center
Molecular function (GO): protein binding
Source: RefSeq, a predicted model, not a curated record
CCUCGGUUCAAAAACCUGCCAACGUCCCCUUUUGAAAGUGUGUAGUCCUGUUUCUGCUUUCAGUGCCACUCAAGAGACGACAGAAGAGGACCGAAAUAUGCUCUCCAGACACGGAACUCGGGCUUAUUUCCGUUAACUUACAGGACGUUUGUGAUUUUGACUGCGCUGAAGUUUGACACAAACUAAAGGAAAAGACACAAAACAGCAACAAGUCGUGCAGGUGGUAGAUCACACGCUGACCGGAGGAACCAGACCACAUCAAGACUCACCACCCAGACCUUCCAGUCUCACCUGAACCCGACGAGAAAGACUAAACAUGUCCGUGGAGAGUUACUCGGCGCUGGACGAGUCCUCCCUCCGAGCCCUGCUGGAUGGAACCGUGGAUCUGGACGAGAGACGCCUCAUCCGUUCAGCCAUCCGGGAGUUGAGGAGGAGGGAGAUUGAGGACAUGGAGGCCGCUCUGGCCAGCAAGAGAUUUCGACCCACACGCCUCAAACAGCAGGAAGACAAGGAGAACCAGCACAGGUCUGAAUCCAGCGACAACUUGGACGUGCUGUCACGAAAACUGCAAUCAAUCCAGGACAUCGAUGAGCUCACGAAAAUGCUCCGUGCUGCCAGUGAGUAUGAGGAGAGGAAGAUGAUCAGAGCAGCCAUCCGUCAAGUCCGAGAUGAACAGCAGCAAGGGACUGUGGAGCGGGGUAAAGCUCUGGGUCGCUGUGGGGAGCCUGAGAGUGUGGAGCCUCAGAGCACCAUGGGAACCGGGGAGACAGAGCGGGAGAGUCACAGUGAGCGUAUCAGAUCUCAGAUCCGGGAGUUUAGCGGCCAGCAGACACAACAAAGCAGAGAGCUGCAGAGGAUAGGCUCCAACUCAGGCAUGGUGUUGGUUCUUGAUCACCUGGUGAAGGACGAUGGCCCCGGACCUCUGCUGAUCCAGCCUCAGAGAGAGGCUGUGACCACGGAGCCGGACCUGGUCCUGUCUCAUCGUCAAAGGUCUGACUCCUCAGCUUCAGACCGCAGUGGGGCCUCUGUGCGUUCUAGGUCCAAUCUGGAUUCUGCGGCCUCAGAGAAGAGCGUGGGCUCAGCCUACAGAGCCCGGCUGGACUCUGGAGCUUCAGACAGAAGCCAGAGUCCCUCUCAGCGCAGUCGGCGAGGCUCUGGGGCAUCAGAACGAAGCGUCAGCUCCCUGACCCAUGUCAGACAGAGACUGGGUUCAGAUGUCUCCGAUUCUGGCGCCAGGCCCCGUUUGGGCUCCGGGGCUUCAGACAGCGUUGGUGUGUUGUCAAGGAAACGGACUGACUCUGGGACAUCUGACCAAAGUGUAAGUAUGUCCUCUGAGGAGAGAGGUCCAGCUGAGGAGGCGGAGGUCGCUACAAGUGGGUCAACUUGCAGCACAGAUUCAGAAUCCGAGAGCAGAAACCAAGGUCCAGCCAACACUCAGGCUCAGUCCAACCAGGACCGCAUCAUUGACCAGGAGCAGCCGGAUGGGGCCUUUUUAUCCCGGAGAGAUCCUGCAAAUGGACUGCUCAACGGCAGCGCCAAGGUAAAGAACGACUUCCAGAAACAAACGAUGACAGGUAACAGUGCCCUGCCCCUUACUCAUGACAAAGGAAAGGACUCUGCACCUGAGAAGAAAGAUGUAAUAUUGGAACAGUUCAACCGCACCAACUCUGUGCGGGAUCGAAUGCGCAAGUUCACGGAGCCCAGCCAGAGCCCAAAUGUCCCAAGUUUGAAGAAAACUCCUCUGAGGAACGGGACCACCUCCGGCAGCAGUGGCCAGACGAAUCUCUCCAGAGCGGCUGAGCUGUUUACACACACAACAGCAUCCCUCAGCACAUCUGGAGACAGGCCAGCAAGGCCACGUGUGGACUCCACAUCUCACACCUCUGCCGCAUCCCAAAGUCAGGCCACACCUCAACCGGGAGGCGGGCCUAACAAACCUCUGUCCUCAGCUGGCCAAUGGCAGAACUCCAUGGGUGGGAUGAGGCAUCCAGCUGAAAAAGAUGAGCAUGCCUCCAGCAACUCAAAGGAAGACGGGACCCCAGUGAGAGCAGCUGGACAGCAGGUCACCCAGGGAGAGGCAGACCCGGACAUGAAGACUUUCCUCACCAUCGAGAUCAAGGAUGGGCGCACCACCACCUCCUCCACAUCCUCCACUCGGGGCAACAUCGUACCCAUCACCAACAUGGCACCACGCAUCACCACUAAUGCUCUGGGACAGCGAGCAGAGCUGACCCUUGGCCUCAGAGCUACACCGUUCAAGAUCUCUUCAUCGAGCCUCUCCUCUGGAUCCUCCAUCAAGAUGGAGACAGAGCCCGUUGUGGCCUCAGAGCCGGUGUAUUCAGCUGGACCGUCUGCCCAGGUGGUGUGUAAUGUCCCCGCCAUCCCCAACGGCUCCAGCACUCAGACCAAAACAGAUGAGCGCUCCGGAAAACUGACUGCCGAACAGCUGGCUGCUAUCGAGGAUGAGGAGCUCCUCGAUAAAAUGCUCGAUGAGUCAAAAGACUUUGAGGAGAGGAAGAUGAUCCGUGCGGCCAUGAGAGACCUUCGCAAGAGAAAGAGAGAGGCCAUGUUGGGAUGUACUCAGGAGGAAAUAGGUAUUGCAGACCAAAGAGAAAAGGAGCGCGAGACACGUCUGCAGGAGCUCCGGCAGCAGAGGGAAGAGCGAACACAGAAAGGCCGCACUGGGGUCGGAGCAGGAGAGGUGGUGAUGAGGAAAGUGGAGAAGUCCGCGGAUGGCUCUAGCCACAGCCAAGUCACCAAGACAGACCGCUUCGCUUCAUCUGAUGAUGGGAGCAGAUCAACACGCAGCACUGUCGUCGAGGCCAGUUAUGUGCAGAAAACAGACAGAGGGACAGUCCAGUCAAAGUCAUACAGCUACAGCUCUUCCACAUCAUCCUCCUCCUCCUCCAACACAAGCAAAAAAGUGGGCAGUGUUUUUGAUCGGGAAGACGACACAUCGUCUCGCAGUGGCAGCAGCGGGCUGGCCGCAGUGGAGCGAAGGCAGGCAGAGCGGCGCAAGGAGUUAAUGAGGGCACAGACACUGCCGAAGACCUCUGCCAUGCAGGCCCGCAAAGCCAUGAUAGAGAAGCUGGAGAAGGAGGGAGGCGGCCCUGGAAAUCAGGCGGUGGCCAAGGUAAACAAGGUCCAGCGUUCCACCAGCUUUGGUGUACCCAACGCGAACUCCAUCAAGCAGAUGCUGCUCGACUGGUGCCGUGCCAAGACCCGCUCUUAUGAGCACGUCGACAUUCAGAACUUUUCAUCCAGCUGGAGUAACGGCAUGGCAUUUUGUGCCCUGGUGCACAACUUUUUCCCUGAAUCCUUUGACUACAGCUCUCUGAGCCCGAGCAACCGCAGGCAAAACUUUGAGGUGGCCUUCAGCACUGCAGAGAAACUAGUGGACUGUCCCCAGCUGUUGGAUGUGGACGACAUGGUGAAGAUGCGCGAGCCAGAUUGGAAGUGUGUGUAUACGUACCUGCAGGAGUUCUACAGGGGUCUGGUGACGAAGGGCCUGGUUAAAACCAAAAACUCCUCCUAGAGUUGCACCGCAACUAAAACUGAACCCAUGGACAUACGCCAACUGCAUGCCUCUGCUGGAAGUGGAGGACAUGAUGAUCAUGGGCAAUAAACCCGACUCCAAAUGCGUCUUCACCUACGUACAGUCUCUGGUCAACCACCUGCGCCGAUACGAGAUGUCCAUGGGUCGGCCCUGUGACCUCUGACCUGUGCUCAGUGAGCCUCGACGCCUCCCUCUCCCAACCUCUCCCUAAGCUCAAUCGCCACCUGAUGACUGCCUCCGCACUGACGGGCUGAGUCACAGAGUUGCUCAUCUCUGAUGGACACGUUGGGGAUUGUGUGUGUGCGUGUGUGUGUGUGUCAGUUUUCUUAUUAUCUGUGUUGGCAGUGGUGAUGUGUAUUCAUUGUUUCAUUAACACACAGUCCACCUUCCUCCAGCAAGAGAGCGCCAAAGUUUUUAUAACACAACCUUAUAAGCUUUAAAAUUUUACUCUUUUUAAUUUUUUGUACUGUUUGUACCGGGUCAUAUUUAACACACAGACAUUGUGUCACGACGCUAGUGUACUGUAAACACAUCGAGACAGAAAAAAGAAAUAUUUUUUAUAGUAUUUCCCCUUUUUAAGUUAUUUAUACCUACAUAUUUCUCUGCUACACUUUUGUAACAAGUACUGUAAUUUGCUUGCAUUUCUUUGAGUGAUUCCACAAAGGAAGAAAAAUACACUCAACCUUAAGAUGGAUUUUCAUUUCGGUACUUUUUCAUUUUUACCAAACUCUGGCUGCUUAAAGUAUUUUAAUUAAGUUAUUACUAUUCUCAUGUUAAUGUUAUCAGUUAGCAUAUUUACCAUUUAAUUCAUGAGCACAGGGAUGUUCUGUCGUAAUUGUUCAAACGGAUGCAACAUUGUUAUGAGUAAUGUCACCUUUCUGAACUCUACCGUGCUACUGAGAACAUGUUUCAGAUUAUCAUAUUAUUCUAGCAGCAAAAAAUGCAUGCAGUAAAACACUUUUUUAUUCAGGUAGAAAGAAAACAAGAGGAGUUUGUUGUAGUCUGAUGUCAUACAGCUGAAUUGUAUCAAUACUUGAUGUUUCUUAGCGCUUGACUGACAGCAUAUGUGCAAAAUAACAUGUAUAACAGAGCUACUGUCAUCCGCCAGCAUCACUGACUUGCCCUGCAAACACACUCACACACAGCUCUGUUAGAGGGCUCCUUAUUUAUGCUUGAGUAGAUUUUUUUUUCUUUUUGAAAAUAUAUUGUUUUUUAUUUUGUUAGUGUGUACAUGAUGCUUUUGAAAGCUCAAGCUAUCACGAUGUUUUGUCAAACUAAUUGGGGUCACUUUUUGGUCGAGUUAACGGGCCCGACGAAAGCCGGCUUUCCUUUUAAACGUGAAUGAUCACGACUGAACGUAACCGCCAAUUGUAUAUUUUACAACUUGAAGCUAAGAAAAUUUUUUAAAUGAAAAUGUUUAUUCCGCUUGUAAAAAUUUAAAAUUCCUUUAAGAAGAUCGUUCCAGAGCUGAAUGAGCUUGAUGAAACUUAUUUCUUAAAGCUCUGUUUGAGUAGAUUUAGAGAAAUUAUUUGAGGAUUAUUCCACCGCUGCCAGCUGAAAAACAAACAUCUUCCAUGGAGCAGUGAGUGCUGUACAUAAGAGCUUAAACACGUUAUAAUUUCACGUUUCUGUGCACCACAGUUAAAUGUGAAUUAAAAUAAACAAAUUUGAGAAAUGAGUGUUUGUUUGGAAUUAUUGCUCUGAU